Molecule: messenger RNA, 4179 nt
Organism: Hipposideros armiger (great roundleaf bat)
Lineage: Eukaryota; Metazoa; Chordata; Mammalia; Chiroptera; Hipposideridae
Gene: GYS1
Product: glycogen synthase 1
Exons: 15
Coding region: 202-2487 (761 amino acids)
Biological process (GO): glycogen biosynthetic process
Cellular component (GO): cytoplasm
Molecular function (GO): alpha-1,4-glucan glucosyltransferase (UDP-glucose donor) activity
Source: RefSeq, a predicted model, not a curated record
GGGCUCAGUGACGCUGCGGCCGCCUCCUGCCUAGGUCCGAGCACCCCAGGGCAGGGGUGCGGUCGUGCAAUAGGAAGCCGAGGGCAUUGCAAGCUUCCCUCCGGGCAACAGCUACCUGACCCCACUCCCUGUUUGGUGCAUUCCUCAGACUCCUCCGGAGCCCCUACCUGUGGCCCCUGGAGCCCCCCUCCCUCAUCGGCCAUGCCUCUUAGCCGCACUUUGUCCAUGUCCUCACUGCCAGGACUGGAGGAGUGGGAAGAUGAUUUCGACCUGGAGAACACAGUGCUCUUCGAGGUGGCCUGGGAAGUGGCCAACAAGGUGGGCGGCAUCUACACGGUGCUGCAGACGAAGGCGAAGGUGACGGGGGAUGAGUGGGGCGACAACUACUACCUGGUGGGACCGUACACGGAGCAGGGCGUGAGGACACAGGUGGAACUGCUCGAGCCCCCAACUCCAUCUCUGAAGAGGACGCUGGACUCCAUGAACAGCAAGGGCUGCAAGGUGUAUUUCGGGCGCUGGCUGAUUGAGGGGGGCCCCCUCGUGGUACUCCUGGACGUGGGGGCCUCAGCCUGGGCCCUGGAGCGCUGGAAGGGGGAACUCUGGGACACCUGCAGCAUUGGGGUGCCCUGGUACGACCGUGAGGCCAACGAUGCCGUCCUUUUUGGCUUCCUUACCACCUGGUUCCUGGGUGAGUUCCUGGCCCAGAGCGAGGAGAAGCCACAUGUGGUUGCACACUUCCACGAAUGGUUGGCGGGCGUCGGGCUCUGCCUGUGCCGUGCCCGGCGGCUCCCUGUGGCUACGAUCUUCACCACCCAUGCCACGCUGCUGGGGCGAUACCUGUGUGCCGGUGCUGUGGAUUUCUACAACAACCUGGAGAAUUUCAAUGUGGACAAGGAAGCUGGUGAGAGGCAAAUCUAUCACCGCUACUGCAUGGAGCGGGCAGCAGCCCACUGCGCUCACGUCUUCACUACUGUGUCCCAGAUUACUGCCAUCGAGGCUCAGUACCUACUCAAGAGGAAACCAGAUAUCGUGACUCCCAAUGGACUGAAUGUGAAGAAGUUCUCUGCCAUGCAUGAGUUCCAGAACCUCCAUGCUCAGAGCAAGGCCCGAAUCCAGGAGUUUGUGCGGGGCCAUUUUUAUGGGCACCUGGACUUCAACUUGGACAAGACCUUGUACUUCUUUAUCGCUGGCCGCUACGAGUUCUCCAACAAAGGGGCCGACGUCUUCCUGGAGGCCUUGGCCCGGCUCAACUAUCUGCUCAGAGUCAACGGCAGUGAGCAGACAGUAGUCGCCUUCUUCAUCAUGCCGGCUCGGACCAACAAUUUCAAUGUGGAAACCCUCAAGGGCCAAGCCGUGCGCAAGCAGCUUUGGGAUACGGCCAACACAGUGAAGGAGAAGUUCGGGAGGAAGCUUUACGAAUCAUUGCUGGUGGGGAGCCUCCCAGACAUGAACAAGAUGCUGGACAAGGAGGACUUUACUAUGAUGAAGAGAGCCAUCUUUGCCACACAGCGGCAGUCUUUUCCCCCUGUGUGCACCCACAAUAUGCUGGAUGACUCCUCGGACCCCAUCCUGACCACCAUCCGCCGAAUUGGCCUCUUCAAUAGUAGUGCCGACAGGGUCAAGGUGAGGGUACUGGCUGGGUGGGUUGGGCAUGGCAGGAGGGUAGGGGGAGCCUGGCUUCACAUUUCCCAUCUGUUGCAUUAUAGCCGAUUCCGGUACCACCCCUCUACAUUAGCCUCUGACCCAUUAGUCGAGAGAGUGUACUGCGACUUAAGGCCUGCAAAGAAGGAAAAGCUAAGGGUGCAUUUCUCAUGCCUUCCCGCAGCUGAGUGCACGGUUAUGGGCAUCCCCAGUAUCUCCACCAACCUUUCCGGCUUCGGCUGCUUCAUGGAGGAACACAUCGCAGACCCCUCAGCUUACGGCAUUUACAUUCUGGACCGGCGGUUCCGCAGUCUGGAUGAUUCCUGCUCGCAGCUCACCUCCUUCCUCUACAGCUUCUGCCAGCAGAGCAGGCGGCAGCGCAUCAUCCAGCGGAACCGUACUGAACGCCUCUCUGACCUUCUGGACUGGAAAUACCUAGGCCGGUACUAUAUGUCUGCGCGCCGCUUGGCGCUGUCCAAGGCCUUUCCAGAACACUUCACCUACGAGCCCCAGGAGGCUGAUGCGACCCAGGGCUACCGCUACCCCCGGCCAGCCUCGGUGCCACCAUCGCCUUCACUAUCUCGACACUCGAGCCCUCACCUGAGCGAGGAUGAGGAGGAUCCCCAGGACAGGACGCCAAAUGAAGACAGCGAGCGCUACGACGAGGAAGAGGAGGCUGCCAAGGACCGGCGCAAUAUCCGUGCCCCGGAGUGGCCACGCCGCUCCCCCUGCUCUUCUAUCAGCGGGAGCAAGCGCAACUCUGUGGAUACUGCGCCCUCCAGCUCAGUCAGCACUCCCAGCGAGCCCCUCAGCCCCGCCAGCUCCCUGGGCGAGGAGCGCAACUGAGUCCCCUACCCCACACUCCUCUCCCACCUUACCUCCUUCAUCCAGAGGGUGGGUGCAGAACUGUGCUGUUCCUAAACCCCACUCCAGAUCCCAAACCUGCUGUGGAGUCCACAACCCCGCCUCCUGUGCCAUACACUCCACCCCCUCCAGCUCCACUCUUGAAAUCCCCAACACUCCAGAAUCCACAACACUGUGCCUUUCUUGGGUUCCAGAAUACAUAAUCGGUGCCCAGGAGUCACUCUAGGCCUAGCCUGGAUUUGAAAGGCCAAGAAUCGGCCAUUACCCUGUCAUGGUGCCAGAGGUUUUAGGAAAGCUGGCCUGUUGCCUUCCAGGCUGGGGCUCCUAGAGCCCUUUGGCUUGAAAAUUCCACAGCAUACAGAGCACACCCUGUUCAGGCCUGGCCUAGGGGCCAGCAAGCCCUGGAAACCAUGUGGUGUUCCUGCUGAUGGAACAGUCAAGUCCAGAGCUGGAGCAUUUUUAAGGACUUGAGUUAACUGAAUGCAGAAGGUCCUCCAUUUCAACUCCAGAGCUCGGGCUCCAGGAUAGGGCACUCAUGUUUACUCUGUUCUGGCCCUCCCUGGGGAAUCUGACUCUGCCUGGAGGACCCCUCCACCCCUGCUUCCUUCUUCAUACCUUGGCCAAGCAAGAGUGGGCAGAACCACUUGGCUUCUCAUUCCUACUGGAGAAAAUGCAGUCUUGGUCUAGAUGCCUUUCUGGCCUUUACUGGACCAGACCCUACUUCCCUGAGUGAGUUUUCCCCUGGAUCUCAGGACUCCUGUGCUCUCCAGGGAGUCCCCCUGCUGAGGACAGAACUGGCUGUCUUCCACUCCCACAACCUCCAACUUCCAAGCCCACCAUGAAACCACUGGGUUCUAGGUCCCGGCUGCUGAAUCUAGACCCUUACCACUAUGCUGCAUCCUGCUCUCCUUCCCCUGAUCUAGAACUGAGCCCACUGGGUUCUAGAACUUCCAUUUUUACCUCAAGGCUCUUCCAUCCCCAAGCUGUAUCCUGCCCUCAGCUGUGGUGAAAGGGAGGGACCCCUCACAUGUGCCGUGCUGUAUCUGAUGCACUUGGUUUGCAGUUGGGAGGGUGGGAACAGAAAGGGUAUGAUUGAAGUGUGUACGGAGAUGAAAAAUACAUCUCUACUGAAGAAUCCCAGGUUUGGUCCGACGUGAGGGCUUGGUGGCCCUCUAACCUGGCCCCUCCCUCUUCUUGGCCUCCUCUGUUCCUCCCCCUGCCCACCCCUGGGUCCCUGAUCCCUUGUCUCAUUCUGCUGUCAUGGUGAGACUUGGAUUGCUCUUCUGUGUUAUUUCAAGGGAAAGAACCUGGCUUGUUUAGUUGGGAUCUUACUUGCAAGUGGCAAAAACCUGGCUCAAGGUCUCUGGCAGAAAGUGGUUGUCACUGGAAAAAGGAUCCAUAACGUAGCCACACAAAGCCAUGUGUGGCUCUCUAAAUUAAAUUCCUCAGCGCUAGCCAUAAGCAAGUGUUCAGUAGUCACAUGUGGCUCAUGGCUACCCUAUUGGACAGCACAUAGAACACUGCCAUCACUGCAAAAAGUUCUGCUGGACAGCUGUUCUCUGGACAGCUCAAUUUGCCGGGGGUGGGGGUGGGGGUCUGUUUCUUUUGAAUUCUAGGCCAUGGGUGCAUCUCUGAACCAAGUGCUUUUCAGGGGAGUAAAAAGCUCCAAUUGGA